AUGGCUGCUGACAAGCUUGCUGCCUUGGUUGUGGUAGCAUUGCUUGGUUGUGUGGCGCACACAUGCCAAGCGAGCUAUGGGUAUCCCAACCCAUUGCCGCCCACCUCAAGCCCACCACCUCCUGCGGCACCCGCACCAGCGGUACUCACCGUGGGCUACUACCAAACGAAGUGCCAUAACGCGGAGAAGAUCGUGAGGGAGGUCGUCGAGGAGGCUGCAAAGGCCGACCCUGGCAUCAGCGCCGCGCUCAUCCGCCUCUUCUUCCACGACUGUUUUGUCAGGGGUUGCGAUGCCUCGGUUCUCCUUGACAACACCACGGCCAACCCGCAGACGGAGAAGUUCGGCAUCCCCAACUUCCCCAGCCUCCGCGGUUACGAGGUGAUCGACGCGGCCAAGGAGAAGCUUGAGAAGGAGUGCGAGGGGGUCGUCUCGUGCGCCGACAUCGUAGCCUUCGCCGGGCGCGACGCCACCGUUUUGCUAAGCGGAAAAAAGAAGUUCAGCUUCCUCGACUUCCUAUGGGGUGACAGGAAGUCCAACUUCGACAUGCCGGCCGGCCGCUACGACGGGAACAUGUCCCUCGCCAGCGAGACCCUCCCCAACCUGCCCCCUCCCUUCGCCAACGUCAGUGUCCUCGAGGAUAUGUUCAGAGUGAAGGGGCUCAGCCUCGAGGACAUGGUCACCCUCUCGGGCGCCCAUACGGUCGGGAUCUCCCACUGCUCGUCCUUCCUUGACCGCCUACCCCCAAACCCCUCAUCGAUGGAUCCUACUUUAGCCGCAUCCCUGCAGGGGCAGUGCAGCCGCGGCGCCGACCCCACUGUGGUUCAGGAUCCCGAGACUCCCGAUGAUCUGGACAACCAAUACUAUGACAACGUGCAGAAACGCAAGGUGCUGUUCAAGUCAGACGCCGCGCUCAUGUCAUCUGAGACGACAUCGAGAUUGGUGGACAAUCACGCCAAGGACCUGCGGGAGUGGUUGAAGCAAUUCAAGGCGGCUAUGGUGAAAAUGGGCAGCAUCGAGGUGAAGACCGAGGCCAACGGGCAGAUCAGAAAGCACUGCCGGUUUGUGAAUUAA
Triticum turgidum subsp. durum (durum wheat) is the source of this 1071-nucleotide messenger RNA. Lineage: Eukaryota; Viridiplantae; Streptophyta; Magnoliopsida; Poales; Poaceae. The record is from the annotation of a GenBank genome assembly.